Benincasa hispida (wax gourd) is the source of this 1155-nucleotide messenger RNA. RefSeq names its product NAC domain-containing protein 73-like. Gene Ontology annotation, biological process: regulation of DNA-templated transcription. NCBI's taxonomy places the organism in Eukaryota, Viridiplantae, Streptophyta, Magnoliopsida, Cucurbitales, Cucurbitaceae. Gene Ontology annotation, cellular component: nucleus. The record is from RefSeq and is a predicted model, not a curated record. Gene Ontology annotation, molecular function: DNA-binding transcription factor activity; transcription cis-regulatory region binding.
UGCACAUAUACAUUUCACCAAACUUGAGAUCAAAGAAACCUUUUUUUUAUAUUAUUAUUUUCCUUACUUAACCUCCAUUUCUAUAUCUUCAAUCCCUCUCUCUUUUUUCACACACACAAAUGUUCUAACAUUAGAGCUGAAAUUUCAGGUCCAGGAGAACACAAAGGGAACAAAUGACACAAUUUGUGGACAAAAACAAUAAUUUUACAGUUCAGGAAACAAGUAGAAAUUCAAGUUUUUCUUGUCCUUCUUGCGGCCACCAAAUCAAAAGCCAAGACAAGGGUGGAAUUCAUACAUUGCCGGGUUUGCCUGCGGGUGUGAAAUUUGACCCGACGGAUCAAGAGCUUCUUCAACAUUUAGAGGGAAAAGUUGGGUGUGAUGCUCACAAGCUUUUUCUCCAUCCUUUGAUUGAUGAAUUCAUUCCCACAAUUCAAUGGGAACAAGGAAUUUGCUAUACACAUCCCCAAAAAUUGCCAGGAGUAAGAAAAGAUGGACUGGUCAGACAUUUCUUCCACCGGCCAUCCAAAGCCUACACAACAGGAACAAGAAAAAGAAGAAAAGUCCAUGCAGACGCGGACGACGCCGAGGGUGAGGGCGAGACCCGAUGGCACAAAACGGGGAAGACGAGGCCAGUUCUCGUGGGGGGGAGAGUGAAAGGUUACAAGAAGAUACUGGUCCUCUACACCAAUUAUGGGAAGCAAAAGAAGCCAGAGAAGACAAACUGGAUAAUGCACCAAUACCAUCUGGGAAGCAGUGAGGAAGAGAAAGAUGGAGAGAUUGUGGUCUCAAAAGUUUUCUACCAAACACAGCCUAGGCAAUGUGGGAACUCACUCCAAAAAGAAUCCAUUUCUCUCAAGUUUAUAGCACAAAAGAGUCAUAAUAAUAAUAGCAAUAAUAAUAAUCAUCAUGGAGUACAUGACAACAAUGUUGUUGAUUUCUAUAAUCCUUCUUUCAUAUCUUUUGAGUCCAGUGAUCAAAAUAGAUCAUCAAGCAAUAAUUCCCAUCUCAUUGCCCCCUUUGCAGUCCAUGAUGGGUCUUCUGUUGUUUCAUGAUUAUAUUUCUAAUUAUCAUUAUUGUAUGAAUAAAUUUGAGAAAUCAUAAGGGAACUGUGAAUUAAUAUGUUUAUUUGAGAGAACUAAUCUAUUAAAAAGCAAA